AUGCUUAGUCCAAAUAGCCUAGUGCCUAUGCUCCAGUAUAUUUCCAAGCGUCUUCCCAUCAGGAUAGGCAAUUUAAUGCCCCUCGCCUACAGGGGUUACGCUACAGCCAUUACAAUAAGCGCUACUUAUACAACUACUCCUCCCACCAUAUCCUUCUACUCUGCUAUGGACCACUUCCACGGCCCAGCGUCAACCGACAGGAAGCUACACUAUAGCGUGACUAACACUAGAGAUACGCGAUCAUUCGCCACGAGGAGGGUUCAAGUCAAGCAGAAACAAUCAAACGGGAGAUUUCAUGCCUAUAUGGAGCUACUAGCUGAUUUCCACCCCAAACCCGAGGACUCUCCCGACAGCAAGACACAAGUAAGUCGCUUGCUGGAGAAGGGAAUAAACACCAAGCAACAAGGGGACCAGUACUUGAAGUCCUUUGGCAUAUCUGACAACUUUUUAACAAUCGAUACUAUGUGGAUAGAGUGUCUACAAUACGCUAAGGGGGAGUUUAAAACACCACCCGAGAAUAUAGCUAUCCUCUCCUUCUUAAUAGACGGUAGCCUCUCAUUCCUGCCAUUAAGUCAUAAUCAUCUAUGGUUCGACGACAUCACGGCUUGCUCAACGCUAGAUUUUACCCUACGCAUCUUCGAACGCAGAACUUUGCGAGGUAACAGCGGCCAGACUUUCCCUAAGGCCAAACUUUAG
Fusarium vanettenii 77-13-4 is the source of this 696-nucleotide messenger RNA. RefSeq lists its product as uncharacterized. Gene Ontology annotation, biological process: fatty acid catabolic process; acyl-CoA metabolic process. Gene Ontology annotation, cellular component: peroxisomal matrix. The transcript has 5 exons. NCBI's taxonomy places the organism in Eukaryota, Fungi, Ascomycota, Sordariomycetes, Hypocreales, Nectriaceae. Gene Ontology annotation, molecular function: fatty acyl-CoA hydrolase activity. The record is from RefSeq and is a predicted model, not a curated record. Bases 1 to 696 code for a protein of 231 amino acids.